GUGUGUGUAUGCGCGUGCAGUCUAAUUGUGGGAGUGAGAAGUGAGCAAUGUCGGUGAGGCAAGAGACACGAGAAGAGCGAGCUGAGGCCGCCGCGAGAAAGGCCGCUGACGAGCUUGCGGCCAUCCGGAGCGAACGCGGGAGACAACGGGAGGCUGAGCACGAGCGCGAGGAAAGCCUCCGCCAGCACAAGGACUAUGGGCUGCAGGGCGGCGAGGUGCGGCGUGGCGGCGUCCUCGAGAGCAUCAAGGAGGGUACCAAGUCCCUCUUCGGAGCCAUAACCGGCCGGACGCAGGAGGCGGCGGAGAAGACCGCGGAGAAAGCAGGGGAGACCAAGGAUGCCGCCGUGCAGAAGGCAAGGGCGGUCAAGGACUCCGCUUCGCAGAAGGCGGGGGAGACGAAGGACAGGACGGUGGAGACAGCAAGAGAGACCAAGGACUCUGCGGCGGAGAAGGCGUGGGAGACGGAGGAUAAGACCAUGGGGAAGGCGGGGGGUUACAAAGACUACGUAGCAGACAAGGCGAAGGAGGCGAAGGACGCUACAGCGGAGAGGACGAGGCAGUACAAGGAGUCAGCAGAGGUGCGGGAGAGGGAGGCGCAAGACACUGCAGCAGAGAAGGCUAGGGAGUACAAAGAGUCGGCGGAGGAGAGGUUGUGGCAAGCUGCGGAGAAGACCAGGGAAACCAAGGACAUGGUCGCUGAGAAGACGAAGGGAACAACAGAAUCAGCCAAGCAGAAGAUGGAGGAGUACAAGGAUGCAGCAGCUGACGCGGCUCGCAAGGCCAGAGACUACUUGGCCGGGACAGGAGAAGUAACAAAGGAGAGGUUGGCGGAGGCAGAGGAGAAGGCGGAACAGAAGAUGGAAGAGGCCAAGCGAAAAGAGGAGCAAGGUCGAAGGGAGGAAGAGAGUAGGCAGUGGACUGAGGAGUAUGUCAUUGUUCUACAUGGUGAGAUUGGUCUCUUUCGAUCUCAUUUAAGAUUGACAGAUUUCUUGAAUGUGCAGGGGCAAAGAGGCGGGGGGAGGGGGUUUAUUUGGUGCGAUAGGGAGCAUGGCAGAGUCGAUAAAGGAGAAGCUGAGCGUCUCCAAGGAUGAGACUGAGCCCAAGGAGGAGGAGAGACUGACGGUAGUGUGUGCAACGGUAAGGGAUGCCGAGGGCGGCGACGACGAUGUACCGCUGCGGGUGAAGGAGGCGGACCAGUCGAGCGGGCAAGGGUUCAACGACGUCGGGAAGAUGGGAGAGGAGGGAACGGGGCCGCCAUCGCUUCGCCUCAGCCGCCAUGGCGAUAAGUGAGGCCCUGUAUCCUUUGUAGCGACUUGGGAAACCUGCAUUCUUGGUGUUGUUGGGCUAUGAGGUAGUCUGUCUGCGGCGAUCAGCGUUUCUACGUACUGCAGCUUUUAUGCCCCGUUGAUGUGGUUUUGCCGUCUCAUUUUGCUGCAUCUACGGCUUGACCAUGUUCAGCAAGCUUGAUUGAUACCCUAUAAGUGUCUCUCGAUACCUUAUUUUCAUUUUCAUUAUAUAUAUAUAUAUAUAUAUAUGGGAUUCGAAAAGCUUUUUCGGGAGUAGUUCAUGUUGUAUGUGAGAUUUCGAAGCACGAAAGUAGCAUGGUUUUAAAUGGAAAUCUAAGAAGUCGUACAGGCGUGUGAUCAAGAUAAUGAAGCAGAUUUUCCACUGAAAGAACUAGAAAACCAUGUGUAUACAUAAAACGUCAGGUGGCAACAAAGAACCAAACAUAAGAUCAUCCAUACACGCUAAAGCUUAAAAAGUGUCUUGGGUCAUAAUGUACCAAAAACAUCGUCAGGAUACGGAAAAGGGGAACGCAGUUGCUCCUUGCUUCUGAGACUUCUUGUUGCAUCUU
This is a messenger RNA of Musa acuminata AAA Group (dessert banana), 1855 nucleotides long. Its product is annotated as late embryogenesis abundant protein ECP63-like. The record is from RefSeq and is a predicted model, not a curated record. NCBI's taxonomy places the organism in Eukaryota, Viridiplantae, Streptophyta, Magnoliopsida, Zingiberales, Musaceae. Bases 48 to 1091 code for a protein of 347 amino acids. The transcript is spliced from 2 exons.